Messenger RNA from Anguilla rostrata (American eel), 2664 nucleotides. It is a transcript of the gene slc39a5, whose product is annotated as solute carrier family 39 member 5. Gene Ontology annotation, cellular component: plasma membrane. The record is from RefSeq and is a predicted model, not a curated record. The transcript is spliced from 12 exons. Bases 12 to 1808 code for a protein of 598 amino acids. Lineage: Eukaryota; Metazoa; Chordata; Actinopteri; Anguilliformes; Anguillidae. Gene Ontology annotation, biological process: intracellular monoatomic cation homeostasis; zinc ion import across plasma membrane. Gene Ontology annotation, molecular function: zinc ion transmembrane transporter activity; monoatomic cation:bicarbonate symporter activity.
CUAGUCCUUAAAUGAACAUGGAGAGGAUGGCCUUUGUCCAGCGCCGCGGGCCGUUCCGAGUGCCCUGUUUGUUGGCAGCGCUUGCCGCUCUGACACUGUGCUCUGAGAUGGGAGUCGGCCCGAAGCCGCUGGUAGCCAGCACUGCCGCAUCGAAGAAGGCGCCGCAGUGGAAAGAAGAACAGACGGCGAACAGCAGCAGAGCAGAGCCCUUUGGACCGGGAUAUUUGGAGGAGGCGUUUAAGGAGCAGGGCUAUUACCUGCAGAGGCUGUUUCUGCAGUACGGGGACAACGGGACGCUGUCUUACGGGGGCCUGAAGAGGCUGCUGGGAAGUUUGGGACUCGGGGAGGUCAACGUGCUGCAGAUCAGCCAGCAGGGGCUGAAGCACAUCCCUCCCUCUUCCCAAAACCUGCACCCCCACGAUGGGCCCGCCGCUCCCCCCCACAUCCUGGAGAGCGGAAGUAGCGGGGAGACAGGCUCAGAGUGGGGGGCAGAGGACACCGUCGGCCCUGCUGAGGUCUACCACAGGCCCGCCAGUGGAAAGGAGGGGCAGGAUCACCUGGAGUUACCCAGAGCCCCCCAUCCCCAACCUGGGCAGACACACCCUGAGGGGCCCUCCUUUGAGCCGGAUCACCCGAUUAAGACCCACCUCCACGGGAACUGUUUAAAUGUCACUCAGCUCCUGUGGAAUUUUGGCCUGGGGAAAGCGUCCCACAUCACGCCCUCCCACUUCACCUUCCUGUGCCCCGCCCUCCUGUAUCAGAUUGAGAGCGGGGUCUGCCUGCGUCACCCUGAGGGGGAGGGGCUGGAGGCGGGAAAGAGUGGGUCUUUCCUCGUAGCUCUGGGAUGGGGUUUCCUGGCCCUGGUGGUGAUCAGUCUGCCCUCCCUGCUGGCGCUGGCUCUGGUACCCCUGGUGCCUCCCGCCCGUCUCCAGACCCUGCUGUGCCCAAUGGCAGCCCUGGCGAUGGGCACGCUGUGCGGAGACGCCCUGCUGCACCUCCUGCCUCAUGCCAGAACCGGAUCUCACUCCGAGUCCGAGCAGAGGGACUCUGUGCUGAAAGGCGCCAGCGUGCUCGCAGGCCUUUACCUCUUCUUCUUGGUUGAAGGCACAAUGGGGCUGCAGCGCCACUUUAAGAGGAAGGUGAGGAAGACGAAGCAGGAUUCCCCCAGUGCACAGGGGGGAAGGGCACCAGAGAGGGAGCUGGAUGCUCUGCACGACGUGACCCUGAUAGAGUCAGCCCCGCCCCCUGAGCGGUUGAGCGUGGAGGAGCAUGGACACGGGCACUCUCACGGUCCCCCGAGCCAGGGGCAUUCUGGGACGGGAAGCCUGGUGUGGAUGGUCGUCAUGGGGGAUGGGAUUCACAAUCUCACCGACGGCCUGGCAAUUGGAGUGGCUUUCUCUCAGGGUCUGGCUGGCGGUCUGAGCACCACUGUGGCCGUGUUCUGCCACGAACUCCCCCAUGAGCUGGGUGACCUGGCGCUGCUGCUGGGGGCGGGCUGGCCCGUGCGCAGGCUGCUGGUGUUCAGCGGGGCGUCGGCCGCGCUGGGACUGCUGGGCCUGCUGGCGGGCACCGUCCUGGGGCACCACUUCGCCGCGCUCUCCCCCUGGAUCCUGUCGCUCACCGCGGGGGUCUUCCUGUACGUGGCCCUGGUCGACAUGACGCCCGAGAUGCUGCACGGCGACCGGGGCCCCAUGCGGCCCCUGACCCGCUUCUUCCUGCAGAACCUGGGCCUGCUGACAGGGGGCGCCAUCAUGCUCUGCAUCGCCCUCUUCGAGGACAGCAUCGCCUUCAACCUGGGGGACGUCUGAUCCGGGAGGAGGGAGACCAGCAGCGCACAGCAGAGGCUUAGACUUAAAAAACGGAGGCCGAUUUUUAAAAAAAGCAGUAGUGAAAAUGGUGAAGUACCCCAACGACCCAUCGCCAUCAGCUGAUUCUGAUUAAUAGGACACUAGGAGGGCACUGACAUCACUCUGCUACCUGUGUGGAGGUAUGGAGUGCCCUGCAGUGUUGGGCAGAAUUAUAGCCUGUGACUGGAUGGUGCGUCUCCUCUUCUGGGCUCAAUGUUGUGUGAACAUACUUGAGAUACAUGACAUUCAGCACUGACCUGCUGCCUGUUAGGCUGAAGAAUGGCUAGUUAAUGAAUUCACGACACUAACACGGUCCUCUCUGAAAAAAGCCUAACACACUACACUCUUACUCUCAUUCUGAAAAACUUUUUAAGUUGGACCAGCAUAUUGUCACUAAUGAGAGAGGCCUAGCUCGGUUGCAGGAUUCAUGUAAAAACUAUGCAGAAGUGAUGGGACAUUCCAUUCACCAAUAAACCAAAUACACUGAGCAGCAUCAUAAUUCAAUGCCAUGUUGCUGCUUGUGGACCUGUUUUUACUGCCAAACCCAAUGGGUCAAUUGCAGUGUCCUUGGCUUGAGUUUAAAACUCUACACCACAGAACUGCAUUACAACUGGAACAGUUGAUCCUUAUUUCACACACUGGAAUAGCUGUUCCAGCUGUAAUGCAGUUCUGUGGUCCAGAGGUUUAAACUCCAGCCAAACACACAGCAAUUUAUCCAAUGCAUCUCUACCUGCAAUCCAAUUUACAGGCUAAUAAAGCUCUUUAUUGUGGUUUUAAUGGAAUAAAAUGCAAAUAAAGUCAGAUGAUACUGCACACA